GAUUGGCGGAGCGGCCAGUGGACCUGGACGCCGGCCUGAGAGGGAUGGAGGCGGCCGAGGCGGCCGGCUCCGGGGGGGACUUCUCCGCCGCCGCGCCCAGCUCGCCCCGCGGCGCCCCGGCCGUGCCCGGCCCCACCCGCCUGCGCGCCUUCCUCUGGUGCCGCGAGUUCCUGGCCGGGGCCUGGCGCCGCCUCUCCGCCCCCGAGCAGCUCGGCCUCACCCCCGUCAGUGGAGGGCUCAGUAACCUUCUCUACAAAUGCACCCUGCCCGAUCACGUGGAGACGGCGGAGAAUGAGCCGCGGCAAGUUCUGCUGCGCAUCUACGGGGCCAUCCUGCAGGGUGUCGACUCGCUGGUUCUGGAGAGCGUCAUGUUUGCCAUCCUGGCGGAGCGGUCCCUCGGGCCACGUCUCUAUGGCAUCUUCCCACAGGGGCGCCUGGAGGAAUACAUCCCGAGCCGCCGUCUGAUCACCGAGGACUUGCCGGACCCCAGCAUAUCGGGAGAGAUCGCCAUGAAAAUGGCUCGUUUCCACGGUAUGGUGAUGCCCUUCAACAAGGAGCCAAAGUGGAUGUUUGGGACCAUGGAGAGGUACUUGAAGCAGAUCUCUGAACUCACCUUCCCCCAGGAGGCUCAGCUGCGGAAGCUCAACAAGCUCAAGGCGUACAACCUGGAGGCUGAAAUGCGCAGCCUCAGAGCUCUCCUGGAGGCGACUCCGUCCCCCGUGGUUUUCUGUCACAAUGAUGUUCAAGAAGGGAAUAUUCUGCUCCUAGCUGGGCGUGAGAACCUCUCCUCUGACCGCCUCAUGCUCAUUGACUUUGAGUACAGCAGCUACAACUACAGGGGUUUUGACUUGGCCAACCACUUCUGCGAAUGGGUGUACGACUACUCCUAUGACCAGUGGCCUUUCUACAAAGCCAGCCCGGAGAACUACGCAAGCCGGCCCCAGCAGCUGCUCUUCAUCCGGAGCUACCUGUCUGAGGCCCGUGGAAAGAGUGCGCCUCCGUCCCCGGAAGAACAGGAGAGGCUGGAGGCUGAGAUGCUCCUAGAAAUCAGCAGGUUCACGCUGGCCUCCCACUUCUUCUGGGGCCUGUGGUCCAUCUUGCAGGCCAAGAUCUCUACCAUUGAGUUUGGCUACCUGGAGUACGCGCAGUGCCGCUUUGAGGCCUACUUCCAGCAGAAGGCGUUGUGUGAGUGACCGCCCCCUUUCCCCGGUGGGGCCUCCUCUCUGGGUCGGCCAGCUGGUGGACUCCGAUUGCGCCGUGGACCUCGCGGGACGUCUGCACGGACCAAAUGCCUCAAAGACAGUCCAGCUGGCUGGCCAGCCCUGGUUCUGCAACAAGAUUUCUGCUUUCGCGGGGGUGGUGGGGGCCACCCCAGAGAUGCUUGGAGGGCGGGGGGGGGGGGGGGGCCCAGGCCAGCUUCCUCCGGGGCUUGUGCAGGUUGGUCACAGAAGUGAAGGCUGUGGUCUAGCUCAAGUGCCCCGGUGUGGAAUUUAGCGGAACAGCCACGUGGGACCAUUGGGAAGGAGACCUUUGCACAAGGCGGGGGGGGGGGGGAUAAGAAGUGCCCCCUGACCCCCCUCCCCUUCCCAUUUGCUGCUCUCCUCUGAACUUACAGGUGCUCAAUGCCUCCCCACCCCCCUGAGGGCCAGACGGUUUUGUCCCCUCCCCGUCCUCUCUUUGGGCGUCUCCAGAUAACCAGGACAGACGUCUCCAUCUUUGGGCUGGCCCCAGACGUCCUCUGGAGGCCCAGAUGCUCCUGGCUGCUGCUGCUGCUGCUGGGAGGCUGGGGGGGGGGGCGUGGGGGCAGCAGUGAAAGGGUGUCGCUCUAGACUAGAGCCUGUUGCUUGUUUGUGAGGCAUUCUUCAUUGGCAAGAGACGUGUAGAGAGGGGCCCAGGCAGCGUGGCAGGGAGUGGGGUGGGCCUCAGAGGACCCUCCCAGUAUGUUCUGGUGGGGGCUUCUCUGUCUGGCUCUGCUGGGGGGGACUGGCAGGCUCCUCUCCAAGGUAGGAGGGCCACCCCAAGAAAAGGUUUCCUGUGGGGAGGGGGGAAGCAGCAUCCAAGUAUUCUUCCCUUUCCGUCCUGCUUCUUUCUGUGUGAAAAGGGGGCGUGUUGAUCUGGUGGACGCUGCGGCUGUGUGUUGUGAGAGUGUGUUGCACAGGACCUAGCCAUGCUGCAGGUUUGCCCUCGCCCACCUGCUGUAGAAAGACUUGUUUCCACCUCUCUCAGGGGCUCUUCUGCUGGGAUCUUGCCCACCUGCUGUGGAAUGUCGUUGCUGCAACCGCCAAUAAAUACGUGGCACCUUU
Sphaerodactylus townsendi is the source of this 2303-nucleotide messenger RNA. It is a transcript of the gene CHKB, whose product is annotated as choline kinase beta. Gene Ontology annotation, cellular component: cytoplasm. Bases 45 to 1193 code for a protein of 382 amino acids. Gene Ontology annotation, molecular function: choline kinase activity; ethanolamine kinase activity. The record is from RefSeq and is a predicted model, not a curated record. Gene Ontology annotation, biological process: CDP-choline pathway; phosphatidylethanolamine biosynthetic process. NCBI's taxonomy places the organism in Eukaryota, Metazoa, Chordata, Lepidosauria, Squamata, Sphaerodactylidae. The transcript has 11 exons.